This is a messenger RNA of Cornus florida, 1863 nucleotides long. Its product is annotated as probable sodium/metabolite cotransporter BASS5, chloroplastic. The transcript has 9 exons. Lineage: Eukaryota; Viridiplantae; Streptophyta; Magnoliopsida; Cornales; Cornaceae. Gene Ontology annotation, cellular component: membrane. The record is from RefSeq and is a predicted model, not a curated record. Bases 104 to 1384 code for a protein of 426 amino acids.
AUUGAGUUUGUUAGAGGAAACUGGAAUGAGUGGGAUGGUUGAAAUUGAAUAGUACUGAAUUGAGCCGGAAAAGCAAGAGUAGUUAGUUGCCGCCGUUUCUCAAAUGAAUCUCAGCCGCCAGCUUCUUCAACACCAACAGUUGCACAUCCAUCAUCAUCAUCAACCUUCAUUCUCACCUCCGCUCCUUAGGGAUCUUCGUAUCAAACAUCAACAUCCGCUUCAUGUAUUCGCGCGAAAAUGUCUCAACUCCUCAUCAGACGAGCAUUCUCUAGGGUUUCUGAAUCCUAUUGAUUUGGUUUCUCCAUGUUGGAGAUCAAGACUAUUAGUCAGAGGACGGGUGUCGGAUAAGUUCUCAGAUGCGUUUGAUCCUGAUCAAUCCCCCAAUCAUGUUCCUGAACCAACCCAAGUUCUGAAGAACAAGGAAGGUACAUUUUUUAAGAUCUUGAAGGGAGCCAAUUCUGUUCUACCUCAAGUAGUCCUUGCCAGUACAAUUUUGGCUCUUAUAUAUCCACCUUCAUUCACAUGGUUUACUAACAGGUACUAUGCCCCAGCAUUAGGUUUCUUGAUGUUUGCUGUGGGUGUUAAUUCAAGUGAAAAAGAUUUUCUUGAAGCAUUCAAAAGACCAGCAGCUAUUUUUGCUGGUUAUGUUGGCCAGUUUGUUGUAAAGCCCUUCCUUGGUUAUCUGUUUGGCACAAUUUCAAUGACAAUAUUUGGUCUCCCAACUUCCUUAGGUGCUGGGAUCAUGUUGGCUUCUUGUGUCAGUGGGGCACAACUAUCAAAUUAUGCUACUUUUCUAACAGACCCACCAAUGGCCCCUCUAAGCAUUGUGAUGACAUCAUUGUCUACUGCUACUGCGGUGUUUGUCACCCCAAUCUUAUCUCUGUUGCUUAUUGGAAAGAGGUUGCCUGUAGAUGUAAAAGGAAUGGUGUCCAGUAUUCUGCAGAUUGUAGUUGCACCCAUUGCUGCUGGCUUGCUUUUGAACAGAUUAUUUCCCCAAGUUUGUAAUGCUAUUCGGCCAUUUUUGCCUCCACUAUCAGUAUUCGUGACAGCUCUUUGUGUUGGAGCACCACUUGCUAUUAACAUAGAUUCUGUUAUGUCCCCAUUUGGAUUAUCUGUGGUGUUGCUUGUCAUUGCAUUUCACUUGUCCGCAUUUGUUGCUGGUUAUGUCCUUUCUGGCCUUGUCUUCCGCGACACACCUGAUGUGAAAGCGCUUCAAAGAACAUUAUCCUAUGAGACAGGAAUGCAGAGCAGUCUUCUGGCCCUUGCACUUGCAAAUAGGUUUUUUGAAGAUCCACUAGUGUCUGUGCCUCCGGCAAUCUCUGUUGUAAUCAUGUCGCUGAUGGGAUUCUCUCUUGUCAUGCUGUGGGCUAAGAGAAAAGAAUAGAAACGUGAUGAAAUAAUUCCUGCCAGCAGAAGCUGACAAAUAUAUUUGUUAGGCUAUUUGCUGUGCGAAGGUUCACAUCCUCGCAGAAAACUGCAAUAAGGCACUUAAAGAUGGUGCCAUUUGAAGGCGUUAUGUGGUGGUAUUGUUGGAUAUCCAUUACAGAAGACUGGAAGAUGUUUCUUUAAGCACUGUUCAUACUAAUAUUUGAUAGAAGGGGGGAAAAGGGUAAAAGGAGAAUUUAUAGAGGGGACUUCAUAAGGAUCUGAAAUCGUCUAGAAUUCUUUGUAGUGGCAAAACCAGCUUCUUUCUUUUACUUUAGCUCUUUUUUCCUUCCCUCUGUUGAAGGAAAAUGUAGUAAUUUAUAUGUGUGUGUGUGUGAGCAUGUGAAUAAAAUUUUCAUGCCUUGAAAGGAAUAUUGCUGAACACUUGUAAGCUUGAUAUCUCUUCCUUUGAAUGUUCUAUUGGCAAAAUGCAAACAA